Saccostrea echinata is the source of this 884-nucleotide messenger RNA. Its product is annotated as mpv17-like protein 2. NCBI's taxonomy places the organism in Eukaryota, Metazoa, Mollusca, Bivalvia, Ostreida, Ostreidae. The record is from RefSeq and is a predicted model, not a curated record. The coding region runs from base 123 to 776 and encodes 217 amino acids. Gene Ontology annotation, cellular component: cytoplasm; membrane. The transcript is spliced from 2 exons. Gene Ontology annotation, biological process: mitochondrial ribosome assembly.
UGGAUCGGCAAGAUGAUUAUUCCAGUGGGGGCUAUACCUUUUUCCAGUAUUUCGUAUCAUAAAAAACACAGUAUAAUCUAACUAAGGUUUCUGUCUUCAAAGUGAAGUGAAUAAAAAGUGCAAUGACCCUAGGGAAGCUUCUCAGUGUAUACCGAGGAAUAGCCAAUAAAAGUCAGGUCUUAUUUAAUGACAGAUACUUAAUUUGGACCACCACUACAGUUUCGGUUGGACUUUAUGGGGCUGGGGAUCUUCUUGCACAGCAUUUGCAAGUAAAAAAGAAGAAAAUGAAAGGCUUAGACACUGUUCGCUCUGGAAAGGUGGCAGCAGCGGGUUUCAUAAUUGGGCCAUUCAUACAUUACUGGUACAUGUACCUUGAUCGAAUAUUCCCAGGACGGUGUUUCAGAAUCGUGACCAAAAAAGUUGUGAUUGAUCAGGUCAUCUGCUCUCCAAUAGUGAUCGCAUUGUACUUAUAUACCACAUCAUUAUUUGAAAAGAAAAGUUUGAGUGACAUUAACAGAGAGAUUCUACCAAAGAGCAUAGCCCUCUUCAUCGCAGAACUUCCUAUCUGGCCCCCAGCGCAAUAUUUUAGUUUCUUUUUCUUGCCUACAAAGUACAGAGGAGUAUAUGACAAUAUUAUUUCCUUUGGAUAUGAUACUCUAUUUUCCUAUGUGAAAUUUGAUGCAGACUUGGGUUGGAUUAAAACAGAGAAGGAAAAACAUGAUUCAUAUAGUGAUGUAUGUGUUGAAGAUAAAAUUGAUUCAUUAAAAUCAUUAUGAUUUUACACAGUAAAUUAAGAUGACGUAUUAAGCUGAUCAGUUAUUUUUAAUUUUUAAAAUAGGUGCCAAUAACUUAGGGAUUUUUAUGUUAUUUCUUGCAUUGUUUUU